Molecule: messenger RNA, 1470 nt
Organism: Penicillium pulvis
Lineage: Eukaryota; Fungi; Ascomycota; Eurotiomycetes; Eurotiales; Aspergillaceae
Product: glycoside hydrolase superfamily
Exons: 1
Coding region: 1-1470 (489 amino acids)
Molecular function (GO): hydrolase activity, hydrolyzing O-glycosyl compounds
Source: RefSeq, a predicted model, not a curated record
AUGCCUGGUGUAUUCUCUCGCUUGGUAGUUCCCACAGUUUUCUUGUGGGCGCUCAGUCUAUCCUCCGUCCAAGCAGACCAGUCAACAACCAUCACGACUGACCUUUACCCCGAGACCUGGAAUGGCUGGGGCGUAUCUCUGGCUUGGUGGGCUAAAAUAUUCGGGGACCGAAAGGACCUUGUAGAUAUUGUCUUCAGCUUGGAUUCGACUUAUUGGAGUCCUGGUAGCGAGACGCUGCCUGGUUUGGGAUUGAAUAUCCUGCGAUACAAUGCUGGUGCGUGUUCAUGGAAUACCAUUAACGGCACCGUGAGUAUGGUCGCAUCCGAAAAUAUCCCCGCCUCCAAGCAGAUAGAAGGAUAUUGGUUGGAUGGGCUGAGUACCAAUCCUAGCUCCUCUAGCUGGAACUGGACCGUGGAUGCAAACCAGCGCACUAUGAUGCUGAAUGCCCAAGCGCGAGGUGCAGAUACAUUUGAGCUCUUCUCCAACUCGCCUAUGUGGUGGCAACUGAGCAACCUCAAUCCAAGUGGUGCUUCUGAUGGUGGAAGCAACCUGCCUGCGUCCCAGUAUCAGAAUCAUGCGAUUUAUCUUUCUACGAUUGCCCAGUAUGCCCAAGAGAACUGGGGACUUACCUUUACUUCGAUCGAGGCAUUUAAUGAGCCAUCUUCCAGCUGGUGGGUGUCCACCGGUACCCAAGAGGGAUGUCAUUUUGAUGCCGCCUCCCAAGCAUCCUUGAUUCCCAUCCUUUCGAAGGAAAUGAAGGCCCGUGGGUUGGACAACACCAUCAUCGCUGCUUCCGAUGAGAACACUUUCGAAUUAGCCCUUGACGGCUGGGACACUAUUACCAAAGCAACCGAAAAAGCAUAUGUUGGACGCGUCAACACACACGGUUACGAAGCUCUUAGCGGACCGCGCUCUGACCUCCGCGCUGCAGCUACCAGCGCUGGACAAGAACUCUGGGACAGCGAAUACGGAGACAGCGACAGUACCGGCGCGACACUCGUUCAAGUAAUCAUGAUGGAUAUAAAAUUGCUGCAGCCCAAUGCUUGGGUACACUGGCAGGCUAUUGACUCCUCGGACUGGGGACUCAUUAAUGGCGACAUCACAUCUGAUACACUUAGUGGUGCUACUACCAAGUACUAUAUGCUGGCGCAGUUCAGUCGGCAUAUUCGUUCUGGAAUGCAGAUUCUCAACAGUACUUCGAGCAAUGUCAUUCCAGCUAUUAAUGAGAGCAACGAUACGCUUGUUAUUGUUGCGGCGAACUGGGAUGAUGAACAGACUUUUACUUUUGAUCUUUCGGCCUUUUCUCAAAUUCCCGAUGAUGGUACGGCGGUUAGUAGCUGGCUGACCGAUACUGCUGGGGAUAAUUUGUACGCCAGUAGCGACGGGGUGGUUAUUGAGGAUAAGAAGAUCUCGGUAUCGAUUCCGAGUGAUACUGUACAGACAUUUGAGAUUUAUGGCGUGCAGAUCUAG